GUGCUGGAAAGAUGUCAGCAAGUAAGGGGAAGAGAGGUGUUUUCUCAAAAAAGAAAAAAAGAACUUGCAGUGAUGGAGAGUCAUCGAUCUCAGAUAUUUGGAGUCAGCUGCAUGAAGACGUUGCAUCAAAUCUUCGUAGAAGUGUUGUCUCACUUGUUUUGAAUGCACGCGGAUUUCGGUUUCCAUUCUCUGGUAUUGCCAUAGAAUGCCAGAACAAUGUCACAAAGUUUGUGACAACUGGAAAGUUGGUUAGUGUUCUUCAGACGUGCGACUAUGAAGAAGAGAUCGAAGUGCACUAUGAAGGAAAUGUUGCCACAGGCUAUCUGGACGAAUAUGAUUCUGACUGUCAACUUGCUGUUGUCAAAGUCUUGUCCCCCCUUAAUGUUUAUUGCAUACAUCUUAAUCCUGGGAUGGAAUCUGUGCCCUGUAAGCAGCUAAUAGCUGUAGGGCGUGUCUUUGACGAAUUCAUAGCAACAAGUGGGGAAAUAUCACGUGGAUCUAAAGAUAGAGAAUUUCUUAUAUUCUCUCGUUCCCCUGAGAAUUCGUUAGGGGCGGCAUUUUUUGAUAUAGAUGGAAAUUUUGUUGGCAUGAACCACUGCUAUUUCUUGCCAAGGAGAAUAUUUCUCGAACGGUCAACAUCAAGGGGGGUAUUUCGCUAUGUUGGCAUGAAUGGUUGGUAUGAGACUAAAAGGGGGGAACUUUACUUCCAUCCUAAAGCAUAUGAUGUUGUUGACAAGGAACAAUUUCAGGAUCUGAAUUCUUUGGGUUAUCCUAUUCCAUCAAGGACUAUGGUCAAUCGUGGCAUGAUUUUGGUUAAUACUUGUGAAGAUCCUUUUGGUGAUUUAUAUCCUAAAGGUGUUUGGGGUGAAUUCAGGAAAAGAGUUUCUUCUGAGAUAUCUCGAAAUGUUGUGGCACUUGCUUCUUUCAAAGGAGAAACAAGGUUUUUUGCAUGCACUGGAGUUUUUAUUGACUAUGAUGAUGAGUAUCCGAAAAUUCUUACUUCAGCAAGCUUGAUUAGAGAUCGUAAUGAUCCAAAUAAGAUCGUUGAGGACCUGAGGAUUGAUGUGUUGCUCCCAAGCAAAAAGUGCAGAGUAAUAGGGACAUUGAAACAUUAUAGUUUACAUUACAAUGUUGCUGUAGUCAAUGUUGAUAAUCACCGUGCUCUUUGUCCUAUGAAUCUUGAGAAGCGUCCUGUGAAUCUUCAUGAUUCUCUGGUAAAUAAUUCUACGGUAGUAGCUAUUGGGCGGAUCUUCCAAUCAGGCACGUUAAUGGCUGCAAGUGGGAAACUAACUCUGGGGUCAAGCUCGCUUGAUUGCAAAGUUCUUUGUUACUCCACAUGUAAAAUCAGUAAGGUGGGGAUUGGAGGGCCCCUUGUUGAUGUUGAUGGUAAUUUUAUUGGCAUGAACUUUCAUGGAAUGUGCUACAAUUGUGAGAAAAUAGGAACCCCGUACAUGGAUUAUGAAGAUCUCUGUAGAAUCCUGGAAUGUUUGAAGACAAAAAAGUAUGUAUAUAUUUGUUUUUUUAAGUAUGUCUAGAUUUCUUUUUUUAUU
Setaria italica (foxtail millet) is the source of this 1550-nucleotide messenger RNA. RefSeq lists its product as uncharacterized. NCBI's taxonomy places the organism in Eukaryota, Viridiplantae, Streptophyta, Magnoliopsida, Poales, Poaceae. The transcript is spliced from 11 exons. The record is from RefSeq and is a predicted model, not a curated record. The coding region runs from base 12 to 1535 and encodes 507 amino acids.